Dentiscutata heterogama is the source of this 3132-nucleotide messenger RNA. Lineage: Eukaryota; Fungi; Glomeromycota; Glomeromycetes; Diversisporales; Gigasporaceae. The record is from the annotation of a GenBank genome assembly.
AUGCAUAUGCCUUAUGGGACGCGAACGUUAAAAAAUAAUCAGAAAGCAAAGCUUGUCGCUGAUUAUCAAGAUUUAUUAAAAGAAUUAUCAACACAAGACAUAAAGUCUGUGGGUAAUUAUAUUCUAGAGGAUACAAUUGGUGAAGGAACAUAUGGAAAAGUAAAGCUAGCGACUCACAAGUUGACUGGUCAAAAGGUCGCCAUAAAAAUAAUACCUAAAAUUCACGCGGAAAAUCUAACUCGAGAGAUACAUCAUCAUCGAUAUUUACAUCAUCCUAAUAUCAUUUCCUUAUUCGAAGUUAUACCAACCGAAAACAAAAUUUAUAUGGUAUUAGAAUAUUGUGAAGGGGGUGAAUUAUUUGAUUUUUUAGUUAAUCGAAAACGCCUAAAAGAAAAUCUAGCCAGAAAAAUGUUUGGACAAUUAUGUCGGGCAGUUAAAUAUUGUCAUGACAGAAGAGUGGUUCAUAGGGAUCUUAAACUAGAAAACAUUCUUCUCGAUGCUCACAAAAAUAUAAAAUUAGGAGAUUUUGGUUUUACAAGAGAAUAUGAAAGUAAAAAAUUAUUAGAGACGAUAUGUGGUUCAACAGAAAUGCUCACCGGUAAAAAAUAUUCUGGCCUAGAAGUUGCCGACGACGAAUCUAUAUCUUCUCUAGAAGAGAAAAAUGAAAAGGAACCUAUGAAACAAGCAACGAUAAUACGAUCGGGAAAUAAUAAUGACGCAAUGAGUCAUCUUGAACGACAGCGGCAGGAAAUUUUUUUAGCGACGAAAAAACAAAAUAUACAAAACUAUUAUCCAACUGGAUUUAUUCGUAAAGGUAAUGACAUCGCGCCUUCUGCAUUUCAAACGCGAUUGGCAGGAAUGGCAACUGCGAUAGAUAAUGGUUCUACUAGUGCUUCUACAACUCGGAAAACUUUGGGACCUUCAACUUCAAAGUCAUCUAGAAGGUCUUCGAUUGAUAGUAAGACUUUUAAUGAAAAAAUAUUUUUUACAACUCCUGAAGAAAAAGAACUAUUAGAAAAACUUGAAGGUUUAGGUUUUGAUGUUCAAGCCAUAAGAAAUAGUGUUCUGGAUGGUAAUGUGGACUCUGCGAGUGGACUUUGGUGGCUUUUAUUAACAAAACUAAGAGAAAAAAGGAAGAUUGAAGGUGCUCAAAGUUCAGUAACAAUGGUGGACGUUGCUGUUGGUACUAGUGGGGAUGAGUUAGAAAUUGCGGAUGAUAUUGAGGAGGAACCUGAUAGUAUGGACUCACCUGUCGAUAGUAAUAGAUCAUCUCAAGAUGAUGAUUAUGAUGGAAAGAUAGCUAUAAAUUCCAUGAAAGUUCCAGAAAAGAUGCUACCACCUACACCACCACCGAAAACUUAUCACACAGCUCCAGCUUCACGCGAAAGACGAAAAUCUUUGAUCCUUUCACUGCCAGAGGCGGUUGAACCUGUUUUGACAACUAUUACUGCUACAGCAUCACCACCAUUGUCACCCAAAAAAUAUUCAUCUUUUACUAGUCCAUUAAGUUCACGGUCAGUAAGCCCUAUACCACAUAUAUCUGUCACUCCAAUAACAAUACAGCUACCUAACAAUAAAGAUAACAGAAAGAAAAGCAUAUUAUCAACAAUUAAAGGAUGGUUAGGUGGUUCUAAUCAGCAGCAGAACAAUAAAGAUUUGAAUAGCCCUUAUAAAAAAAGCGUGCUGAACUUGACUGAAAGUGGAGUUUUGGUUCCUGCUGAUGUCGCACGUUCACGAACACGUCUUAACAAGAGGAAUGAUAGUAAAACACCAUUAUCAUAUGAUAGUGCUAGUAACUAUAACAUUCGAAGAAGAUCAUCUUCGAUAUCUCGUGGUGGGUCAAUAAGAGACAAGAAAAAGAAGAAUCGAAAUUCUUUUCAGGGUAACAAAAGUCGUCGUUCAAGUACUGCGCCUUUGUCUAUUCCUCCUGUUACACCUUCUGUUGUUCUUUCAAAUAAUUCUCCAAUGGGUAUGUCACCUAUUCCCGGGACACCACCAGCGGUUAGGCAUAAAACCAUGUUUACCAUUAAUCGUAGAAACCCAUUUGCUUAUAAUACAGGAAAUUCAUGGGGGCGUAAACAAGUAAAACGACGGAGUACAGGAGGAAGUUCAAUUAGCAGCAUACAGGAAAAUUUGGAUGCUGAUGUUGGAUCAGGAUCAGGCUCAUCUGAGAAUGCUAAUAAUCAUCAGGAUAAGGACACUUUUGAAACAAGUGCGAUAGAGAACAUUUCUGAUGAUAUUGUAAAAAAUGAUACGUUAACUAUAGAUGGACAAACAAUAAUAAAUAACAACUCUGAACCGUCGAUAUCUAAGCAGAAGAAAAUAGAUGUACAAAAAGUAGAUGAGUCGUCACAUAAAAUAAAAGAGGAUGUGACCUCCAGUGAUGACGGUGAGGAAUCUGAUAUAUUUAUUGAUGCUUCAAGUGAAAUUGCAUCUCACCCACGAUCCCGUACGCCAUCACCAUCACAUUUUGCUGCUGCAUCCCCUUUAUCUAAUGAUUCACCUAUACUUAAACCCUACGGAACCAUCAUAAAUCCACUCACUUUUCCUUAUACCCUAUUCCAUAAUUCCAAUUUAACUUCUAUAAUAUCGUCGACACCAGUCUCCCCACCUUUAUCUCCAGCGGAUAGCAAUGCCGAAGUUUCACCUACAUUACCAAAAAAAGGACACCAACGUCUUAACUCAUUACCUACUACGCUGAAUUCAAGAUCAGGAGGGAAACAGAGGGACGUUUAUAUUCCACCUAUUGAAAAGCCGCAGGUUCCUACACAAUCAAUGAUGGAUUUUGUGUCCACGCCACCAGACUCACCAAAAUUGCCAUCACCAAUAAUAACGUCUUCCUCAUCAUCGACAGCACCACAUCCGCAUACAAACAGACCUUCACAGUUGCGCCACCAACAUCAUAGCCGUUCAUAUUCUUCCCCAAUUAUUGGAAACAAUAUAAAUAAUAGCAAGACUGAGGAUAUUACUUCGCAUAAUGAAACAUCCGAGAAAGAUUCUCCGCCCUCGCCGCCAAAUGGGCCCAAUAAUGCGAAGCUUCUUUCAAGUAGCCCUCUAAGCAAUCCACGGAGACCAAAUCUAAUUGCAACACCAAAACCUUCAGUGAUCGUGGAGGAAGAGGAAGAAGAGUGA